AUGGGCGUCGGUCGCUUCUUUUGCGUAUUGGUGCCAUUCGCACUCACCAUCGCGUCCAUCAUCUUCUUCCUCGUCCCCACCCUCGCGGGUGUCGCCAACAAGGACCUCUACCUCUUCCAGGUCAACGUCGAGGACCUGAGCAUCAACCCGGCCGAUGUGGACCACAUAGUCGGCAACCUCGACAUCGACAUCAAGCCCCGCGCCGACAAGAUCGAGACCAACAUCACCGCCAAGCUCCUCGACCUCGAGAAGGUUUAUGAUAUUAGCCUGUGGGGAUACUGCUACACUCCCUACAAGGGCAAGCGCCAGUGCGUCAAGCCCAAGUUCGACUGGGCUUCCGAGGUUCUCAACACCACCUACAUCGAGCACUUUGGUUCCGCUGCCGGCGUCGAGAUCAAGCUCCCAGAUGAGGUCAAGUCUGCUCUCAAGGCCUACAGGACCGCCAACAAGUGGGUUGAGAUUGCCUUUGUCGCUGCCCUCGUCCUGCUGGCUCUUGAGGUUAUCCUGGGUAUCUUUGCCAACUGCUCUCGCAUCUUCUCCUGCCUGACCUGGAUCAUCGCCGGUCUCGCCGCUGUUGUCGCUUUCGGUGCCGCUCUCGCCUCGACCCUCAUGGCUGGUGCUGUUAUCGGCGUCGUCAAGGGCACGGCCAAAUUCUACGGUGUGAAGGGCCACAUCAACAACACCUUCCUCGCCAUGGCCUGGAUUGCCGUCGCCUUUGCCAUCGGUGCCAGCCUCUUCUGGCUCUUCACCAUCUGCUGCUGCAAGCCCGAGCACCGCAGUCGCAAGGACCGCAAGAACCGCCACUCCGAUGGCGAGAAGCUCCUGGGUGGCGGCUCCCGCGGCUACGCUCCUCUCGGCAACGACCACGAGAUGACGACUGGCUUCUACAACAACAACAACCAGACCCAGUCCCAGUACGGCGCCCCCCGCUACCCCAGCGGUGCUGCCCGCUCCGAUCUCGCCUACGAGCCCUACUCGCACCGCGCCUAA
This is a messenger RNA of Fusarium keratoplasticum, 990 nucleotides long. RefSeq lists its product as uncharacterized. The record is from RefSeq and is a predicted model, not a curated record. NCBI's taxonomy places the organism in Eukaryota, Fungi, Ascomycota, Sordariomycetes, Hypocreales, Nectriaceae. The coding region runs from base 1 to 990 and encodes 329 amino acids. Gene Ontology annotation, biological process: fungal-type cell wall organization. The transcript has a single exon. Gene Ontology annotation, cellular component: cell cortex of cell tip; plasma membrane.